AUGGCUCCUUCCGAUUUUACUAUGAGCCCCGUUGCCUGGCUGUUUGUCUCUCUGUUCGCCGGCAUCAUCCUCAUCCUCGCCAUUGUAUACCUAUUCGCGCUGAAGAUCAGACGUGACAAAAAGAAAGCUGAGGCUAAAGCCGAGGGCGAUGAGAUCUUCGGAAAAGUCAUCAAGAAUCCGGUCACAAUAACAACGACUCGGCACACUGCGCCCGUCCAAGACCUCUUUGUCCUUUCCAAGAAGUCUUCUGAAGGCGCACAUUGA
Molecule: messenger RNA, 264 nt
Organism: Cladophialophora yegresii CBS 114405
Lineage: Eukaryota; Fungi; Ascomycota; Eurotiomycetes; Chaetothyriales; Herpotrichiellaceae
Exons: 2
Coding region: 1-264 (87 amino acids)
Source: RefSeq, a predicted model, not a curated record